Messenger RNA from Giardia duodenalis, 321 nucleotides. RefSeq names its product Ribosomal protein L44. Gene Ontology annotation, molecular function: structural constituent of ribosome. Gene Ontology annotation, cellular component: cytosolic large ribosomal subunit; ribosome. Lineage: Eukaryota; Fornicata; Diplomonadida; Hexamitidae. The record is from RefSeq and is a predicted model, not a curated record. The transcript has a single exon. Gene Ontology annotation, biological process: translation. Bases 1 to 321 code for a protein of 106 amino acids.
AUGGUGACAUAUCCGGCAGAGCGCAGGACCUUCUGCAAGCGCGAGGGAAAGCACACCGUUCACAAGGCAUCGCUCUACAAGAAGGGCAAGGACUCUCUCUUAGCCCAAGGUAAGAGACGUUACGACCGCAAGCAAAGAGGUUUUGGUGGUCAGACCAAGCCCAUCUUCCGCAGGAAGGCCAAGACAACAAAGAAGCAAGUCAUCAGGCUCACGUGCUCAUCCUGCAAGUGCCAGACGUUCCAGGUUCUGAAGCGCUGUCACCGCCUCGAGAUUAGCCGCUUGGGUGCCACAAAGAAGUCUAAGGGCAGUGUCGUUUUCUGA